Drosophila takahashii is the source of this 762-nucleotide messenger RNA. RefSeq names its product fibrinogen-like protein 1. The record is from RefSeq and is a predicted model, not a curated record. NCBI's taxonomy places the organism in Eukaryota, Metazoa, Arthropoda, Insecta, Diptera, Drosophilidae.
AUGAUCUCGAGAUCCUUAAAGUUUUUCCUGCCUUUUUUGGUUCUGGCGGUGGUUAUUACAAGUGCUUAUGCUAAAAAGGAUUUAAGGUUACGUCAAAGGAAAGUGCUUUCCAAGGAUCUAGCUGAAGGAUGUCCCGUUGGAGGUCCUAGUGGAAUUUACAAAAUAAAACCCCUGGGAUUGAAGUCCUUCAAAGUUCCCUGCUCCGUGGAGGGUUGGAUGACUAUCCAAAAACGCUUCGACGGUUCCGAGAACUUUGAUCGAUCGUGGCAGGACUAUAAGGAUGGAUUCGGAAAUUUAUUAGGGGAGUUCUUCAUCGGACUGGAGAAACUUCACUUGAUGACCAAGUCACGACCUCACGAGCUAUACAUUAAACUCGGGAUGGUCAAUGGAUCCACCAGCUAUGCUCUCUACGAUCAUUUCGAAAUUGGCAACGAGACGGAAUCGUAUGUGCUGAAAUCACUGGGAGCAUAUAGUGGAACAGCUGGAGACUCCCUGAGCUACCAUCUGAACCAAAAGUUCACCACCAUUGAUAGGGAUAAUGACAAUCACAAGGAUAAUUGCGCUCAAUAUAGUUCUGGCGGUUGGUGGUACAAAGCUUGUUCUGUCAGCACGCUUAAUGGAAAAUUCCAUAAAGACGGUCGAAUUAAAAGUGAAAGAAAUGGUCACUUGUAUCUCAAUGGAAUUUAUUGGACUUCCUGGCAACAAUUUGAUUAUUGGAUCUCACUUACCUCUGUUAAAAUGAUGAUUAGACCCAAAUUUUAG